CCCUACGAAAGUGUGUUACCAUCUCGAGUCGUUGAGAAACAGAGGCAGCCAUGGGAGGAGGAUUGAAGAAGAGGAAAUCUAGUUCCAAAACCCUAGCUAAGUCGAUGAAGAGGAAAGGGCCUCACUUGCCCAACUCUAUACUGAGGACUAUUGCCAAUGAGCAACGUCCCUUGAACUCUGACGAAGAAGAAAUCGAUAUGAUGGAUUCCGAUGAUGGAAGCGGCGGCGAUUUGUAUGAGUACGAAGAAGGUGUCCCUGAAGAGGAAUCCAGGAAAAACAACCGCUACGACCGCGUCGAUAACUACGAAUUCGAGCUUCCCGAGGAUUACGAGGAUGAAAACGUUGAGUCAGAUGAUGAUGAUGAUGAUGGUGGGAACAGUGACAAGGAUGAAAAUGCGGAAGGCGAUGAUGUUAGACACACACGGAUGUUGCAAGCCGUCACUGGAAUGCCAAGUGCAGUCUUUGAAGGUGAGAGUAAGAGAAAACCUGUACUCUUCACUGAACCAUAUCCAGAGUCUGAAUUCAAUCCUCCCCGUGAUGUUCUGGAGGGUAAAAACCUCAUCACAGUUGAAGACCUUUUGAAGCCUCUUGAAGGAAAAGCUGGGUAUCAACAACUAAAGAAGAGGGUGUCCCGGAUGAAGAACGAUACUAAAUCUGUUGUCCAUGCUCCUUUGCCGAAGCCAGAACGAGAGAGACUGGAACGGAAAGCAGUAAAAGGAAUAGUUGAGAAGAAGUUUAGUAAGUGGUUGCAUCUGGUAAAGAGGAACAGGGAGGCACCGACUGUUUACUUCAACCAAGAAGUCGAUCUUGGAUACUCUACAGUUGGUGCAAUAGCAUCAGAAUUUCGACCCAGGACUGAAUUUGAGAAGAAAAUGGCUUCUGUACUCAAUGAUAAGGAGGUUUUGGAGGCCCACAAUGAAGAUGGGGCUAGGCUUCUUGAAUUGAACGAGGUUUCCAUGGAAGACCACAUCAAGUUCCGUGACCACAUUGCUAAAAUGAGGAGCUUUCUCUUCCGUCAUGAGCUAAAAAGUAAACGAAUCAAGAAGAUUAAGUCUAGAACAUAUCGUCGUCUUAAAAACAAAGACCUUAAGAAAUCGGCAGUGGGAGCAUUAAUGGACCCAGAAAUGGCUAAAGAAGAGGCUAUGAAGCAGGAGGCUCAACGAGUCGAAGAACGUAUGACGCAGAAGCACAAAAACACAGGAAAAUGGGCAAAGCGCAUGAUAAGCCGUGGAUUGAAUUCGAAAUACGAAGGAACUAAGGAAGCUAUAGCUGAACAACUUCAGAUAAAUGCUACUUUGACCAGAAAGAUGAACUCCACAAAAGAUGGAAGCAGUAGUGAUGAGAGCGACUCUGAAGAAGAGUUGUAUGACGGUUCAGAUCAGGAUACUGAAAAUUCUAGAUUGAUUGCAAAAGCAAAGGAAAAGACACUGAAAAUUCUGGAAGAUGAUGAAGUGCCCAAUUCUGGUCUUCUGUCAUUACCGUUCAUGGCUCGUGCUAUGAAAAAGAAAAAUGAUGAAGCUAAACUUGAAUUUGAGGAAGAGUGGGAGAACUCUGGUGGAGCAGAAAACCCUAAAAAGUCUGCUAAUGUUGGUGGUAGAAGAGUAUUUGGUGCAACCGCUAAAGUCGAACCUCUAAAAGAGUCUAAAAAGGAUUCGGACAACUUUUACGAUAACAGUGAUAGUGACAACGAUAUGGUUGGCAUAGAAGCUGAUGACUUAGAGGCUGUAAAAGAUAAUGAUUCACCAGCUAGAAACACUGGAACCAUUAUGGAGACCGAGAAGUUGGAUGAUGUUGUUGGAAGUCCAGCAUCUAAGACGACAUUUGAUGUUGCCUUAUAUGCAUCAGGCUCCUGGAAGAAGAUUCCAGGCUGCAAAAACGCAGAUUCCAAAAAGGCUUUAAAGACCCAUGUACCUAUUUCGCAGGGCCAAGAUAAAAAGCGAUCGAGAAAUGAAGAAAGUGAUGAUUCAGAGAGUGAUGCAGAGCAAAUGGUGGAUGGGAUUUUGACAUCUGCUUCAAAGGAAACCUAUGAAAUUCCUUCUCAAGCAGAGCUUAUAAACCGUGCGUUUGCUGGUGAGGACGUCGUAGAUGAGUUCGAGAAGGAGAAGCAAGAGGUUCUAAAUCAGGAGGUUCCUGAACCUGAAAAACCGGUUCUAGUUGCUGGUUGGGGACAGUGGACCAAUGUCCAGAAGAAGAGAGGUUUACCUUCAUAUAUGGUUAGAGAACACGAAGUUGCCAAGAAAAAGAGAGAGCAAGCUCUCAAAACCAGGAAAGAUGCUCGUUUCAAACAUGUUAUCAUAUCAGAAAAAAUCGAUAAAAAGGCCGAGAAACUUCAUACAAAGACUCUACCUUUCCCUUAUACAUCAAAGGAAGUUUUCGAACAUAGUAUGCGUAUGCCUAUUGGACCAGAGUUUAAUCCCGCGACUGUUAUUGGAGAUCUAAACCGGCCUGAGGUUGUGAAGAAAAGUGGGAUUAUAAUUAAACCGGUCAAGUUCGAGGAAGUGAAUCCAAACGAGAAUGUAGAUGAUGAGCACCCUCGACGCCAUCAGAACCAAAAAUCCAAAAGGGGUAGUAAAACUAACAAAAGGUCAAAGCAAAGCCAAGUCUAGAUGAAAGACCAAAAGCUUGGCUCAAAGAUUUUUGCAUUCUGAAACUUAUUUAGACACCAUUCCCAUGGGAACAGUUUUGCUGUGUAGCCUGUUUUAUUCAUAAACAAAAAAAGACAUUUCU
Messenger RNA from Eutrema salsugineum, 2727 nucleotides. RefSeq lists its product as uncharacterized. Gene Ontology annotation, biological process: rRNA processing. Gene Ontology annotation, cellular component: nucleolus; small-subunit processome. NCBI's taxonomy places the organism in Eukaryota, Viridiplantae, Streptophyta, Magnoliopsida, Brassicales, Brassicaceae. The record is from RefSeq and is a predicted model, not a curated record. The transcript has 11 exons. The coding region runs from base 51 to 2606 and encodes 851 amino acids.